Messenger RNA from Oncorhynchus keta (chum salmon), 625 nucleotides. Its product is annotated as potassium/sodium hyperpolarization-activated cyclic nucleotide-gated channel 2-like. Bases 96 to 434 code for a protein of 112 amino acids. The transcript is spliced from 3 exons. NCBI's taxonomy places the organism in Eukaryota, Metazoa, Chordata, Actinopteri, Salmoniformes, Salmonidae. The record is from RefSeq and is a predicted model, not a curated record.
UUGUGACGUUGUAAAGCUAAUUGGCUUUUCUUGUUGUUUUGUGUUAUCCAGGAGAUCCUGACAGUGAUGUGUGCAGCCUUGAUGAAAACACGCUCAUGUUGAAGAACCAAGACAUCAACUUCCUGAACACCAUUCUCACCCAGCUGCAAUUCGAGGUCUUCCAGGAGGCUGACAUCAUCAUCAGGCAGAACACGUCCAGAGACCGCAUGUUCUUCAUCGAGCACCGCCAGUUCCUGGUGAAGACCGACUUUUUCCAGAAGGAGCUUAUUGACGGAGACUACUUUGGAGAUCUGCCUCCUGACCAAAGGAAACGUUUGGCAACAGUGCGAGCUAUGACCAUCUGCCAGCUCUUAUCCCUGCACGCAGACGGCUUCCAGCAGGUCCUACAGGCCUUCCCUAACGUCAGGAAAGAUCUGGAGAUGACUGCCCAAUAGCGCCAAGAGGACCUAAAGAAGGCACAACAACAGAGUGAAUCCAAACCUAAAGAUAUGCAGAGGGAAAACUGAGGAGAUAACUGAGUGAAGGGGCCUCGCACAACACCAUUCACUAACACUUAGUUUAAAAAACAAUGUAGAACCAAACAAUGUUACACAUUUUUUGUAAAUAAAAUGAACAGUAUGCUGAA